Molecule: messenger RNA, 996 nt
Organism: Microdochium trichocladiopsis
Lineage: Eukaryota; Fungi; Ascomycota; Sordariomycetes; Xylariales; Microdochiaceae
Exons: 4
Coding region: 1-996 (331 amino acids)
Molecular function (GO): oxidoreductase activity
Source: RefSeq, a predicted model, not a curated record
AUGAAGUCGACUAUCAUCCCCGUCCUCCUGGCCGGUGCCGCUUCGGCUCUGCCUACUGUCAAUAUCACGGCUUCGACCUGCGUCGCCCCUUCGAAGCGCAUCGAAUGGCGCCAACUUGGCGCCGCCAACCAGCAGAGCUACCUCAAUGCUGUCAAGUGUCUCAAGACCAAGCCCUCCCGGCUGGGUAUUGAGCCUGCCUCGACUCUCUAUGACGACUUCCCUUACGUUCACUUCCAGCUCAACAACUACAUCCACGGCGGCGCUCCCUUCCUGCCGUGGCACAGAUACUUUACCCACGUCUACUUUGACGCCCUGGCCGAGUGUGGCUAUGUUGGGCCCGGCACCUACUGGGACUGGACCCUCGACACGGACGGCCUGCGCUUUUCGCCCGUGAUGGCUGCCGAGAACGGCUUCGGCGGCGACGGCAGCGACACGCGCACCGAGCCCAACGCGGACCCCAAAGACAAACGCCCGUUCCGCUGCGUCAGCGACGGGCCCCUUGCCAACAUCCGCCCUUACUACGUCGCUAUCACCCCUAAGGAGAUGAAGGCUGGCGGGCACUGCCUGUUCCGCAAGCUGCCCGAGGUGUCGGAGCCGGAGGCGUUCAAGAAGAUGAUGGAGGGCUCCAUCAUCGAGCCGGCCCUGUCGAACGUGCAGGCGUCCGGCAACUGGUCGACGUACGCCUGGGCGCUCGAGGGCGGGCCGCACGGUGUGAUCCACGCGUCCCUCGGUGGCGAGAUGAACCCGACGACCUCUCCCAACGAACCGCUCUUCUUCCUUCACCAUGCCCAAAUCGACCACCUCUGGUGGCUGUGGCAGCAGGAGGACACCAGCAAGCGCCUUACUGAGUACAACGGCCCCGCAUUUCACUUCAACGAGGAGGGCUCGCGCGAGGUCAGCCUCGACGACGUCCUGCCCAUGUACGGCCUCGUCGAGCGCGAGCUGACUGUCCGGGAAGUCAUCGACACCUACGGCGAGCUGUGCUACUCGUACUAG